Rhinopithecus roxellana (golden snub-nosed monkey) is the source of this 2295-nucleotide messenger RNA. It is a transcript of the gene GDF9, whose product is annotated as growth differentiation factor 9. Gene Ontology annotation, biological process: BMP signaling pathway; SMAD protein signal transduction. The record is from RefSeq and is a predicted model, not a curated record. The coding region runs from base 369 to 1892 and encodes 507 amino acids. Gene Ontology annotation, cellular component: extracellular region. Gene Ontology annotation, molecular function: growth factor activity; cytokine activity. NCBI's taxonomy places the organism in Eukaryota, Metazoa, Chordata, Mammalia, Primates, Cercopithecidae. The transcript is spliced from 2 exons.
AAUUUCUUUAAAAAAUGAGAGAUUUUAUUUAAGAUCAUUCCUCAAUUUAUCUUAGACUUUCAGCUACAUAGCUAGUCCGGUAGUAUAACAAUAACAGGUUUUAAGAAAUGCCUGGGGAAAAGAGAGGAAAGCUAACCAACUAAAUCUGUAUCUAAUGAACUAAUUGGCAAAAUAAGGUGUUAUCAGCUGCUCGAUAUAGAGCUGAUAAAAAUCAUCUUCAGCUAGGCAUACUUGAGGCCUGAUUACAGAAGCGACCCUAGUCCACCCACACACCUGAGAUUUAUUUAAGAGAACAAGCUAGGCUCUUCCUGGCUUUUAGGAAGAGGACUGGCAUGGAGAAAUAUGUUCCUCACUAGUUCUCCCAGGCCAUGGCGCUUCCCAACAAAUUUCUCCUUUGGUUUUACUGCUUUGCCUGGCUGUGUUUUCCUGUUAGCCUUGGUUCUCGGGCUUCUGGGGGAGAUGCUCAGAUUGGUUCUCGGGCUUCUGGGGGAGAUGCUCAGAUUGCUGCUAGUGCUGGGUUGGAAUCUGGGGCUACACCUUGGUCUUUGCUGCAGCCUAUAGAUGAGAGAGACAGAGCUGGCCUCCUUCCCCGGCUUUUCAAAGUUCUAUCUGUUGGGCGAGGUGGGGCACCUAGGCUGCAACCAGACUCCAGAGCUUUGCACUACAUGAAGAAGCUCUAUAAGACAUACGCUACCAAGGAAGGGAUUCCUAAAUCCAAUAGAAGUCACCUCUACAACACUGUUCGGCUCUUCACCCCCUGUACCCAGCACAAGCAGGUUCCUGGAGACCAGGUAACAGGCUUGAGAAAGUGGGGGAAAAGAGAAGGGAGAAAGCAUAUUACGAAGUACUAUUUCUUUGACUUGACUACCUGUUAUGUUGACUCAUAUUCAAGCACUACUGGUAGAUUAUUUUUCUUCUUAGGAAUCCUUCCAUCAGUGGACCUGUUAUUUAACCUGGAUCGCAUUACUACCGUUGAACACUUAUUCAAGUCAGUCUUGUUGUACACUAUCAACAACUCAGUUUCUUUUUCCUCUGCUGUCAAAUGUGUGUGCAACCUAAUGAUAAAGGAGCCAAAGUCUCCUAGCAAGACUCUCCGCAGAGCUCCGUACUCAUUAACCUUUAACUCACAGUUUGAAUUUGGAAAGAAACAUAAAUGGAUUGAGAUUGAUGUCACCAGCCUCCUUCAACCUUUAGUGGCCUCCAACAAGAGAAGCAUUCAUAUGUCUAUAAAUUUUACAUGCAUGAAAGACCAGCUGGAGCAUCCUUCAGCACAGAAUGGUUUGUUUAACAUGACUCUUCUGGUGCCCCCCUCACUGAUCUUAUAUUUGAAUGACACAAGUGCUCAGGCUUAUCACAGGUGGUAUUCCCUUUACUAUAAAAGGAGGCCUUCCCAGGGUCCUGACCAGGAGAGAAGUCUGUCUGCCUAUCCUGUGGGAGAAGAUGCUGCUGAGGAUGGGAGAUCUUCCCAUCACCGUCACCGCAGAGGUCAGGAAACUGUCAGUUCUGAAUUGAAGAAACCCUUGGUCCCAGCUUCCUUCAAUCUGAGUGAAUACUUCAAACAGUUUCUUUUUCCCCAAAAUGAGUGUGAGCUCCAUGACUUUAGACUUAGCUUUAGUCAGCUGAAGUGGGACAACUGGAUUGUGGCUCCGCACAGGUACAACCCUCGAUACUGUAAAGGGGACUGUCCAAGGGCAGUUGGACAUCGGUAUGGCUCUCCAGUUCACACCAUGGUACAGAACAUCAUCUACGAGAAGCUGGACUCCUCAGUGCCAAGACCGUCAUGUGUACCUGCCAAAUACAGCCCCUUGAGUGUUUUGACCAUUGAGCCCGAUGGCUCAAUUGCCUAUAAAGAGUAUGAAGAUAUGAUAGCUACAAAGUGCACCUGUCGUUAACAAAUGGUCCUCUUAAAACCUUGAGCCUAUUUGGCAAAGUAACUACUGUGUGCCUAUGUGUGCCUUCAAGAGAAAGCUUCAUAUAUUAAGUGUCUAAAUGCAGCAUGUGUUGUGUAAAGAGGAACCUGUGUAGAUUAGUACCUUCUAUGGCAUCUAUCAGGAUAAAGGGAUAACAUCAAUUGCUGUUACAGAGCCUUUUUUUAUUUCCAAAUUUAAAUGAAAUAUAAUUAUUGUGGAGAACUUUACAUUUUUUUCCUUGAGUGAUUUCUUUCUUUUCAUAGGAGUCUUAUUCUUGAUAGAGAAACAUCCUUAAUUAGCUUACAUCCUGGAUGGACUUGCAGCUAUAAAUUGGCAAUUCACAUUGCUGUGGUCUUAAUGGAAGAAUAAAUUUCUGUCAAUGGCA